Hansenula ciferrii is the source of this 840-nucleotide messenger RNA. It is a transcript of the gene NGL1, whose product is annotated as RNA exonuclease. Bases 1 to 840 code for a protein of 279 amino acids. Gene Ontology annotation, biological process: nuclear-transcribed mRNA poly(A) tail shortening. Gene Ontology annotation, molecular function: poly(A)-specific ribonuclease activity. Gene Ontology annotation, cellular component: cytoplasm; CCR4-NOT complex; nucleus. The record is from RefSeq and is a predicted model, not a curated record. The transcript has a single exon. Lineage: Eukaryota; Fungi; Ascomycota; Saccharomycetes; Phaffomycetales; Wickerhamomycetaceae.
AUGCAAUCUAAAAAUUAUUAUAAUUAUUGGAAUUUGAAAUUACAAAAACAAGGUUAUGAAAGUUGUUUUAUUAAAAAGACAAGACCUAUAUAUUGGGAAAAUAUACCUGAAAAUGAAUUAAAAUAUGAAGAUGAAAUUGAUGGAAUCUCAAUUUUUUAUAAUAAAGAAAAAUUUGAAUGUAUCGAUUUGAAGAAAUUUCAAAUAUCACAAUAUUUUAAAGAAGAAUUUCAAAAUAAUUAUGAUUUAAAAUUAAAUCAUAUGCAAAUUAAUAAUAUUUUCAAUACAAGAAAUCAAGUUGCUUUGAUUAUGGUAUUAAAGCAUAAAUUAACAAAUCAAAUAUUCAUUGUGGCUAAUACUCAUUUAUAUUGGAAAUUAAAUGAUAUCAAAUUAUUACAAGUUAUGGUUUUAUUAGAAGCAUUGGGUAAAUUUAAAUCAAAAUAUCCUGGUGCUAAAAUUUUAUUUAGUGGUGAUUUUAAUUCUCAACCAAAUUCAUCAGUUUAUAAUUUUUUACAAAAUGAUAAAAUUAAUACAAUGGAUCCAGAUAUUUCUAAAUAUUUAAUUGAAAAAACUAAAAAAUUCAUUAUAAAUCCAGUGGAAAUUCCAAAUAAUAUUUUGGAACAAAUUAUUAAAAACGAUAAAAGUAAUGAAUUGUUUACAUGUUAUACCCAACAUUUAUUUGGUAUUUUUGAUUAUAUUUGGUUUAAUGAUAAAGAUUUCCAAUUAUUGAAAAUGUUGAGUGGAGUUGAUCAAAAUUAUUUAUCUCAAAUUAAAGGUUUACCAAAUGAGGAAUUCCCAAGUGAUCAUAUUCCAUUAGUUGCUGAAUUUGGUAUUAAAAUAUGA